AUGAUGGUCGGCGCGCUUGUCGCCAAGGUAGGAGCAGGUGUUAAUGCGUCAAAAGCCCCUCGUAAAGCCUCGACAUCGAAUGCGCAAGUCCAACAAAAGCCGCGUCCCAGUGAGGCGAUCUUUAACACGCAGUUUACCACCGCUGGCAAGCGAUUUCUGACCAAAGUCAAGAAAAAUCGCGCCAUGCAGGUCGACCGGCGCACGCGAGGUUUCCAGCACGGACUCGACCAACGGACUGUGGUUAUAGACCCCUUCACUGGAAGUCAUUAUCGGAUAAUGCUGGUGGAUCCAGAUAUGUUACGACGAGAAAACCUGGCUGACGAGCUCGAACAGCGCUUCGAAAUCUUCGUAGCGCCCAGCAACGAACGGGCCUUCGCACUGCUAGGGCUUUUCCAGGUGAAUUUUAUCCUGCUACGUCUAGAUAUCGGCAAUGAUCAAACUGCAUCUACUAGUCCAGCACUCGCGUUUUUACGAGAAAUGAAGCGUAGUUGUUUCCGAACACCCGUUGCAGCGCUGGUAGACUCCUCUUUCAAUACCGAUCAUGAGGCACAGAAGUUGCUGGCACGUGCACUUCAGCAAGGAGGAAUCUGUGGCUACUUUGAACAAGGACUUGCACCCGACAUCAUGACACAACGCAUCGCCAAACUUUUGCGUUCACUUACGGUUGCACAAAAUGAACUCACUCGAUGCCGCGGAACAGCGACCCAGUCGACACAGGAUGAGAAAUCUCCAAGUCGGAAGCCGCAAGCUGACAACCAAGCCGCUAAUAAGACACGAGCGACCCCACCAGGCUCAGCUACUGGAUCCAAGCGACUGCCAACAACCGAAGUGCCAAACACUCGACCAAGCUCAGUCAAGUUCGAUCGACCAGGAAUGCUAUUGGAGCUUAGCCUGAACCAACGCAAGCAGUGUCUUCGUCAACGCGAGACGCUCCAAGCAAAUCUCGCGUCUGCUCCACACUCUGUCCUUGGUGUUGAUAUCGACGUUAGCUCCACAUCUCCAGGUAGACCAGAUACACCAUUAACCACGUGCAUUUCACCGUCCUUCGGCUCUACUGGACGAACAACACAAGUAAAGAAGAAAAUCCCUCCUUUGCCUUCUCCAAAGCAGGUGAGCCAACUGAUCUACACACGCCCUCAAGAACUACAGACAAGAAUCGAUCGACAUCUUUAUGAACGAGUGCAUAUCUCCGGACCACCUGGACCUGUGCCUCAAGACCCUCUACUGAACCACUGCGUCGUUAUCGAUCCACGUGCACAAGGUCGAGAUCUCAUCGUGGGGAAAGCGUACAUGCUGUACUGUGAACAGCGUCUAGAUGAAGCGCUUUUGCAUUGCGACCGUGCGCUACGGACCCCGAAUUCAACGCUUGAGAAGCUGGCAAGACUGCUUCGAGGAGCUCUUUACGACGCUCGAGGGGAACAUGUUCGAGCUGAAACAGAGUUCCUCGCGUGCUUGCAGCUUGAUCCGUCAAUGCACGAAGCUCACUUCAAUCUCAGUGUUGCCAGACUCAAACUUGGCAAAGAUGCUCUUGCACUAGAAGCACUUACGCAGGCCUUGACGCUUGAUCCACAGAAUGACAAGUAUUUGCAGAACCGCGGACUAAUGUAUCGGCGCAUGGGACAGUUUGUUGAAGCACAAGAUGAAUAUUGCAAGCGUGAAGUCGCUUCGGGGACUCACACGGCUAGCACUGGAAGUACCCUUACUAAGCGAGGUACCAAUUCAUCCUCGGUUCCUCGGAGUGUAUUGCCAACCAGAGGACUCAGCAAAUGUGACUUGGAAGACGGACUAUUCGCGCAUCUCUUUGGCAAGCCCACACCUGAUAAAUUAGCAUUGGCAUGUCCAUCAACAGAACGUUCACUCGAGAUGCUCAGUGCCAUUGUAGCGAGACUACAAACGUUAUUAUUUUUCCAAGAUUUUUCACAUGAAAUGCUCUUUCAAGUAGCACAAGCACUGGACUACGAUGUAGUAGCAUGUGGGAAAAGCUUUGUACUUGGAGAGGCUCAUUCGCAGAAUUUCUACGUGCUGCUAGGAGGAAGACUCAGUAUCCGUAGACGUGUCGGAACUACUGAUUUCGGCUCAACAGUGACAACUCACCACCUUGGGACUGGCUCAGUUUUCGGGUGUGCAGGCUUCACGAUAUCCGCCCAGGCAUCUCUUAUCGCGGACGAGUGUGCUGAAAUCGGAAUUCUAUGGCCAGGUGACUACGCAGCGACGAUCCGUGCAGUGACGUCGCAAAUGAACCAAGACAUCUUCGCCUUCUUACAACAACUACGUGGUUUCCGUCUGCUCACUACAAGUGAACUCGGUCACGUUGUAGGGAUAUCAGAGAGGAAACGAUUCCGCAAAGGUGAUGUUCUGCUCGAACAGAAUGAGCAGCCAAGACACCUCAUAGUCUUGUGGAAGGGAAGCUGCUCCGUUUUCCAGGACUUUGAUAAUGCACCACUAAGUCGUCGGAAAUUGAGACGCAGUGCCAAUUUUGACGGAUGGAAUGAGGACGAUGAAGACGAUAGUGAUUCGGACAGUAGUGAUAGUGAAGGUCCUGGAGGAAGUCGGCGCGAUCAAGAUGAAGACGAUAAAGGUCCUCCGCCAUUCCACCGCCUUAUCGCGAAACCUGACUGGCCACUGGGUUUCCAAGCUCGUACACGGGCUCGCAAAUACCGUCGUGGACGUCGCGAUGGCUUGAUGCUCUCUCAAACGCCUCCAGUCGUGAGAUCUCUAAGCACAGCCCCACCACUAACCAUGUCGCUGCCCAUGCGUCGUCUGAAAGACAAGCUUUCAUCCAACGAUAAGAACGCUCUGGUCCAGAAAUGUGUAGCCCCUGCUGUGUUUGGCGAGUCGAGAUUCCUCGAUCCUACACACUCGUCAUCCAAAUGCAGCGUGGUGGCAGAGUCACUGGUAGAAGUGUUGCUCUUCGACCACAUGCGGCUGCAAGAGAUGGAUCUACAGUCUGAAGUGAUCAGCGAGCUGUUCGAUGCUGCCCCCAAGUAUCGGAGCGAGAAGGAGGUCGCUCAGAAGCAGGCAGAUGUGGCUACAUGGGAUGAAUACCGGAACUUGCGCAUAUUGGAGUUGUCCAAGAACCGGUGGCCUGACGCCAAGGCAAGUACUUAA
Molecule: messenger RNA, 3108 nt
Organism: Phytophthora nicotianae INRA-310
Lineage: Eukaryota; Oomycota; Peronosporomycetes; Peronosporales; Peronosporaceae
Exons: 2
Coding region: 1-3108 (1035 amino acids)
Biological process (GO): phosphorelay signal transduction system; receptor-mediated virion attachment to host cell
Cellular component (GO): cell outer membrane
Molecular function (GO): protein binding
Source: RefSeq, a predicted model, not a curated record